AUGCCACAAGCGAAUGACCUCCAAGCAAAUCUCAUCUGCAAUGGGACACCUCUAGCUGAGUAUCCCGUUCCUUCGGCAGCACCAAACACUGUCUUCUGCGAAUCCACACCGGGCCAGACGUUCCAUGUCAAGCUCUCGGGAUCAAGGGCUCUUUUUGAUCGCGUAGUAUAUCUAUACUGUGACGGUGUCUUGAUGGAUAGCUAUGCCAUCCAUCGUCAUCAACUUCCAGCAAUAACCUUUCAUGGUAUUUAUUUACAAAACGAUUUCACUAAAAUAAUGCCAUUCAAGUUUUCGAAAAUCGAGCUUUGCGAAGAAGAUAAUAGUCAUCCAGAGGAUAUCAUUAAAAACUUAGGAACUGUAUCUCUAGAAUUAGUUCAUUGUACCUUGGGUCAUACUCUACCAUGUUAUCAGUCCUUUGUUCCUUCCAUCGCAUCAAAAGAUAAAUUUUCUGAAAGAAACAAAAAAGCCAGUAUGAUUCCACAUACCGUCGGCCUUGGGGAGUCGACUUUCGCACCUGUACCGCGAGCGACAAGCUCAGUCCAUCUUGUGCAAAGGGAUCCCAUGCCCUAUCAGCGAUUUGUUUGGCAGUAUAGGUCUCGAAACAUGUUGAUCACCGCGGGUGUCAUUCCUCGGCCCGUGACCCUACUACCAGAUAUUCGCUUACCAACUCCUUCAUCCACGCGCCAAAAUAACGUACCCGGAGCACGUAGUCUCAGUGGAAGUGGUCAUAUGACACCUGGGCCUUUAUCCAACAGAACUAACCGGGAAUCAAAGCCUGACACCAAGCCCAAGACAAACGGUCACAAAGUAGUGGUGAUCGAUCUGUGUGAUGACGAGGAUCGACCAAUUGUAAAAUCAAUCGUUAUCCAUUCCAGUCCCAAGAAGACUAUUUGCCUUGAUGACGAUGAGGACGAUCAAAUAAUUCAGCCAUCCAAUAACGCCCAAGCUAGUGGUAGUUCAGCUCAGCAAGUUGACAUCAAACCUGUGAAGAAUGAGUUGAACAGUCAAAACAUCACAGCACCUGAUGGACCUCAAACAAAACGAGCCCAGGAUGAGAGGGAAGUUGAAGGACAUGAUCGAAAGCGUGUGAAGGCUGAAAUGACAUCUAUCUCUCUGAAUGUUUGA
This is a messenger RNA of Melampsora larici-populina 98AG31, 1125 nucleotides long. RefSeq lists its product as uncharacterized. NCBI's taxonomy places the organism in Eukaryota, Fungi, Basidiomycota, Pucciniomycetes, Pucciniales, Melampsoraceae. The record is from RefSeq and is a predicted model, not a curated record. The coding region runs from base 1 to 1125 and encodes 374 amino acids. The transcript has 3 exons.